AAACCAGUGAAUGAGGUGGGGCUGUAAGAUUCCCAAGAUUCUUUCUCAAAUUGCUCUCUCCAAUUCCCCUCCCUAUAUAAAUCCCCCACCACCACUCAUCAUCCCAUCCCAUGCACAUUCCAGAGUUCUCCAAUUUCCUCACUCUCUAUUCCCAUCACUCAGUUCAAUCCACUGUAAUAUCAAACAACUUGCUCCUCCUACUUCCUGUUAUAGAUCUUUGCUCGGCUCAUCGGAACUUCCAAUGGCCACCGCCGAGGUUGUAUCAGCUACAGCGGCACUCGUGGAAGAGAAGGUCGAACUAGAGGAACAAACCAAAGUUAAAGAGGAAGUUGUUACACCUGCUGAAGAUAAGCCUACAGAUCAGAAAGAAGCAGCAACAGCUGCAGCAGAUCCUGUUCCUGCAGCUGAACAGGAAGCUGAAGCCAAGGCUGAAGCCGAGACUGCUGAGACAAAGGACGAGGCUAAACCCGAGGAGCCAUCAGCAGAGGAGGCUAAGGCUGCGGAGCCGACAGGUGAUGAAGAGAAGAAAGGCGAGGAGAGCUCAAAGGUAGCUCCUGAGCCGCAGCCAGCUGCCACCGAAGAGACAAAGGAGAAAGAAGCAGAGAAAACUGAAGAAGCGGAGUCCGAGAAAGAGAAAACAGCCGAAACUGAAUCCCCAGAAGCUGUUGCAACAGAGGAAGUGAAGGGGGAAGCAGAAGCAGAAGUUGCUGCUGCCGCUGCUGCCGCUGCUGAAGCCGAGGACAAGACCGAGUGAUGAGAUCAAAGGAAAGCAUGAUUCAUGGAGAUGGAGAUGGAGAUGGGAGUCUCGCUUUAUAUUGCGCCAUUGCAGUUGUUGUUGGGGUCACUACUGUUUAUUUUAAUUAGAGUUUAGAUCUAAUAACGAAAGGGUGCUUUGGUAGUGAGUAUGGGUCUUCAGUUAACUGAGUCAUGUCAUGUAAAAUUGGUCUUGUUGUGUAAUGUGAUGUCCCCAACUUUGCCAGUUGCUAGUGGGGAUUCCGAAUAAUAACAAGAAGGUAUGUAGUCCUUACUAUGUCGUUCUCCUACUUCGAACAAGUGAAUCAGUCAAUUUUUUUUAAUGAA
Molecule: messenger RNA, 1080 nt
Organism: Punica granatum (pomegranate)
Lineage: Eukaryota; Viridiplantae; Streptophyta; Magnoliopsida; Myrtales; Lythraceae
Source: RefSeq, a predicted model, not a curated record